Messenger RNA from Debaryomyces fabryi, 1056 nucleotides. RefSeq lists its product as uncharacterized. Gene Ontology annotation, molecular function: metal ion binding; mRNA binding. The transcript has a single exon. The record is from RefSeq and is a predicted model, not a curated record. Lineage: Eukaryota; Fungi; Ascomycota; Pichiomycetes; Serinales; Debaryomycetaceae. Gene Ontology annotation, biological process: cytoplasmic translation. Gene Ontology annotation, cellular component: cytosol. Bases 1 to 1056 code for a protein of 351 amino acids.
AUGCCACCUAAGAAGAAGCCUCAAAUAUCAGAUAAGAAUAAGGCCAAAGCAAAGGCCAAGUCAGUUGGUGAUAAGACUUUUGGUUUGAAAAAUAAGAAUAAGUCUAAGAAAGUUCAAAAUCAAAUCAAUCAAAUUGAGGCAGGUGCUGAUGGUGGGUUAGCAAAGAAGAAGGAAGCCGAAGCCAAAAGAAAGGCUGCUGAAAAGAAGGCCUCUGAAGAAGCUAAGAAGGAGGCUGCUGCUUUAUUCGGUAUUCAGCAACCAAAGGUACCAUUUGGUGUAGAUCCAAAGUCCAUCUUAUGUGAAUUUUUCAAGAAAGGUGUCUGUGCUAAAGGUAAUAAAUGUAAGUUUUCUCAUGAUUUGAAUGUGGGAAGAAAAGAUCUUAAGAAAGAUUUAUAUACCGAUGCUAGAACAGAGAAAGAAGAAGAUACGAUGGAUAAAUGGGAUGAAGAAAAAUUGAGAAAUGUUAUUUUAUCAAAGCAUGGUAACUUGAAGACGACGACCGAUAAAGUCUGUAAAUAUUUCAUUGAUGCGGUUGAAAAUGGAAAGUACGGUUGGUUUUGGGUUUGUCCUAAUGGAGGUAAUGAAUGUAAAUAUAGACAUUCUUUACCACCAGGAUUCGUAUUGAAGACAAAGGAACAAAAGAGAUUAGAGAGAUUAGCAUCGGAAUCGGCACCAAAGAUUAGUUUGGAAGAAUUUUUGGAUUUAGAAAGAGGUAAAUUAGACAAGAGUUCAUUUACACCAAUUACGUUGGAAUCAUUUGCCGAGUGGAAGAAGAAGCAACAAGAGAAGAAGGCCGACGAAAAGAAAAAAGAAGAAGAAAGGAAUGGUAAAAAGGUGUUAACAGGAAAAGAGGUUAUAUUGAACAAAUUUGCCGACAAAUUCUAUACAGAAGAGGAUAGUACUGAUCAAGGUACAGAAUGGGAUUUAUCUGAAUUUAGAAAGAAUUUACCUGAAACUGAAGAAAGUUUCAAAGAUUAUGGUGAUGGUACUGUAAAUUUGGAAGAAACACCAAACUCGAGCACCUCGAAUGAUAGUAAAGAAGAGCCACAGGCUUAG